Molecule: messenger RNA, 6217 nt
Organism: Wasmannia auropunctata (little fire ant)
Lineage: Eukaryota; Metazoa; Arthropoda; Insecta; Hymenoptera; Formicidae
Gene: Hel89B
Product: TATA-binding protein-associated factor 172
Exons: 15
Coding region: 239-5914 (1891 amino acids)
Molecular function (GO): ATP binding; ATP-dependent chromatin remodeler activity; DNA binding
Source: RefSeq, a predicted model, not a curated record
GUUCCUCAGCAAUAUGGCUGUCAGUAUAAAUUUGAUGCUUGUAACAUGAGUUUCUCUCCGAGAAAUUUAACAAGCGUAAGCGUAGUUUCGCGUUACGCGCGGCGUGAUGUGACUUUUGCGUGCCCGGCAAUGCGGAAAUGGCAACGCGGAUCGGUUGAAACCGGAGCGAGACAGCCAGAACGGUUUUUGAGAAGGCAGGUAUUCACGAGUCGUCUAUUGAGCAAUAUACUUUAUCACCAUGACGUCAAGACUAGACAGACUAUUCAUAUUAUUGGAAACUGGGACAAAUGCAGUUACCAAAAGAGCAGCUGCGCAACAGUUGGGAGAAGCGCAGAGAUUACAUCCUCAUGAUCUACAUCACUUAUUAGCGAGAGUUUCUACCUUAUUAAAAUCCUCACAAUGGGACACUCGAAUAUCGGCAGCCCAUGCUGUUCAAGCUAUACUUGCUCAAGUGCCACCUUGGGAUCCACAGCCAAUCAAGAAGGAAGUCUCUACCGAUGAAUCCGAAGUGACUAAACGCAAGACUUCCACUACCAGAUUGAAUUUAGAGUCUUUUGAUAUGAGCAGAGUUCUAGCUCGUAGUUCACAUCUUACUGGAUCCGAAGGCAGCGAAUAUGACCUAACUAUAUCAGAAGGAGAACAGUUAUCUCUGCCUAGUCAGCAAGAAAAAUUAGCUGCAAAGCUGGGCUUUCAUCCACGUUUGAUGGGCGUCGAUGAUUUAUUUACCGUCGAGGAUCUUACUCCAGUACAGGUGCCAUGUAUGACACACGGUGCCACUACACCUUUAGACGAAACUUUGAAACAACCAGGAGGAUUGAGCAGAAGAGAAAUGAACAGAGCGAAACGCAAGGCGCGUCAGUCAGUGACAAAGCAACGAUCGCGUGAACCGGAUGACCAUCGCACUAAUGAUGAUUCAAAUUCAAUGAAUGUACAAUCUCCAGUUAAUAAUAUUGGCGAACCACCGAUCAAAAAAGUUAUAUUAGAAGACACGAGCUUAUCGGAUACUGGAUCAAAGUGCAGUAUAUCUAACGAGCAAGUAAAUGGAGUGCCAGACGGUACUGGAUGCUGGCCAGAUUCUGUCGUAGAUUGGCCUUUAGAAUCCUUCGCAGAAAGUCUUUGCCAAGAUUUAUUUAGUCAAAAGUGGGAGGUGCGUCAUGGAGCGGCAACAGCUUUACGGGAACUCAUAAGACUUCAUGGUAAAGGAGCAGGCAAGUCUACAGAUCAAACUCGGGAAGAAAUGCAGGGGAGCCAUUACGAAUGGGUGAUUGAUGCCGCCUUACGAUUACUGUGUGUACUGGGGCUUGAUCGAUUUGGAGAUUUCGUGUCUGAUCAAGUUGUUGCGCCGGUACGAGAGACGUGUGCUCAAGCGUUAGGGUCGCUCGUCCUACUAAUACCCGGAGGUCCAAAUGCCAAAGAUAUGAACGUUUUUCCCGGAAUACUUUCUAUAGUUCUCAAACUAUUGGAAUAUAACGAAUGGGAAGCGAGACACGGUGCAUUUCUUGCUUUAAAAUAUUUAUUGGCCGUGCGAGACGAUCUGUUGGACGAGGUAUUGCCAAAAGUGUUUCCCGCUAUUAUGCAAGGACUGUCCGAUCCUGUCGACGAUGUAGGCGCGGCCGCCGCAAGUGCACUUAUUCCAGUGGCACAUGCUCUUCCACGAUUAUUAAAACCAACAGAGCUGGAAGCGAUCGUAAUACGUCUUUGGCAAUUGUUGAAAGAACAAGAUGACUUGGCUGCAGCUUGCAACACUUUUAUGGGCCUCUUGGCUGCGAUACUUUCAUUACCAGCGGCACACGCUUGUUUAACGCCCCAGCCGUUGUCGGAGGUAUUACCACGUUUAUGGCCAUUCCUCAAUCACUCAAGUUCGAGUGUACGUAAGGCCACGCUGCAAACGCUGCAGACCUUAACCGGAAACAAUGAAAAUCGUAGCGAAAACAAAAAGGAGCGAUGGGGCGAGAAUGGCGGAUUAGUUUUGCAAGAAGCGUUGAGACAUGUAUUUCAAUGCGUGCUAAUCGAACAUAUUGGCGUGAUACAAGACGUGGCCGAACGUGUCUGGGAAAAUCUAGUCGUCCGGAGUGAUCUCGAAUUAUUGCUACACGCGGCUUGCCCUCAUGUCAGUACGUGGCUUUGCCUCGCCAUGCAACCGGAACAUGUGCCAUUCAAUCCAAACUUGUUAAUGACAGUCGCCAGUACUAUUAAGGGCACGAAAAAUAAUCAAACGGUCGCUUAUUGCGACGGGCAAUCGGAUACGAAUGGCGGUAACAGUAAUGUUAAUGCAAACGCGAAAUCGUUAUCCGAAUUGAAAAUGUACAUCGGCGGGAUUGAAACGGUGGCGUUGAAUGUACGAAAGGCAAACGUAGUACAGGCUCGUUGCAGAGCGUCUCGUAUGUUAGGAUUGCUGUCGCACUAUGUUGUACAACCCGCACCGGGUGUCGUUUAUCCACCAGAUGUGCCUAGUCCAGCGCUUUGUUAUGCUAAAGUCCUGUUGGCGCAUCUUAAUUCACGAUCGGCGCUGCAACGUACCGUUGUGGGACUUACAAUGUCUCAUUGGGCGACUGUGGAUCCACUGAUAAUACCCACGAUACCAGACAUACUCAGUGGCAGAUUAUUGGCUUGUCUAAAUGAAUGUAUGUACUAUGAUGAGAUUGCGACCUCCUUUACUCGACUGCUGCACGAAAGUCGAGAUUACAUCGCAACUUUAAAACAUUAUAAAUUGGUGGUGCCAAUUGAAGUAGAUUCAUCCGGCGUAAUGACGCUUGAUCAGAUCGCUACACUUGCUGGGAAAACAAUUCUCACCCUUUGCACUGUGGGAGGAAACGCAGGUGCAGCUAAUAUUGGCAACUGUUCAAUAGCCAUUAAAUUGAAACCUAAAUUAAUGGAGAGCUUAGAGGAGAGGAGACGAGCGUUGGACGUCGGAGCGGCUACGACAGCAGCACAACAACAAUCGUUGCAUGUUAUGUCAAUGGCCGCUCUCGCCGGUGCCGCCACAAUGUUACAUAUCCUUCCUCCAUCCCCUCAGCCACUUAAUCCGUUAGUAAAACCGCUAAUGGAGGCUAUAAAACGCGAGGAAAACGAGGAACUGCAAAAACUGGCUGCGAAACAUUUGUCUCAUUUAGUUGAGCUUUGUGUCGACCGAAAACCAUCUCCGAACGCAAAGAUUUCCACCAAUCUCUGUACAUUCCUAUGUUCUGACGUUGAGUUUACACCACGGGUAUGUUGCGACACUGAGGCUUUCGAUGGCAUACUCACUUUGAAUAACAGGCAAAAGCAUGCUGAAAGAAUAGCAUACAAUCGUGGCGCAGGUAGCGGACUCGGCAGCGGUAGAGGCCCUGGUAGGCCACCGACGACUGAGAUUCCCCUUGAGGAAUUACUCGCUUGCGAAGAACCAGAAGCCAAAGCCGCCAGAACGCGUCGUCGCGGAGCUACAUUGGCAUUAACAGCUAUAGCUACUCUCUUUGGUGCUCAAUUGCCUAAUCGCUUACCUCAACUGUGGGAUUUGAUUUUACCGAACACACUGAAACACGCAACCAAACAAGAUAAUAUACAGGAGGAGGAAGGAAAUCAAUUAAUCUUCAGUUUACAAGUGUUAGAAAUUUUGGCGCCAAGUUUGGACAAGUCUCUAUUACCACCUGCGCUAGAGGUUCUACCGUGUUUGUGCGAUUUACUAGCGCAUCCAUUCAAAGCCGUUAGGCAUAUGGCCUCGCGAUGUAUAGCUACAUUAGCUACUCUAAAUGCAGAGAAGACAAUGGUACACAUAAUACGCAGCGUUAUACCACUCUUGGACACAACUGGAAGUGAGAGGAAAUGUUCUUCGGGCAUAGUGGCACCGAACAAAGUCGAUUCCGUACGCCAAGGGGCAGCGGAAGCUCUAAUUUGCAUCGUCGAGAGCUUAGGCGUACACGUGGUACCAUAUGCAGUACUAUUUAUGGUACCCUUAUUGGGACGUAUGAGCGACCAAAAUCAAUCUGUAAGACUAGUUUGUAGCGCGACAUUCGCUACGCUUGUGCAGCUGUUACCGCUAGAUCCUGGCGCGAUUGCGGACCCACCAGAUCUAGUGCAAGAAAAGGCACAGGAGAGAAAGUUUUUGGAUCAACUUCUGAACCCGCAUAAUAUUCCUGACACGGAACUGCCGAUUCCUGUAGCCGCGGAAUUACGUUCGUAUCAACGACAGGGCUUGAAUUGGCUCAAUUUUCUGAAUCGUUAUCAUCUUCACGGAGUUCUGUGUGACGACAUGGGCCUCGGGAAAACAUUACAAACGCUCUGCAUCCUAGCGCUGGACCAUCAUCGCAAUCCACAGGCGCCGACCAGUCUAGUGGUAUGCCCGCCAACUCUUACCGGUCAUUGGGUAUACGAGGCCGAGAAAUUCUUCAAAGCGAAGGAUUUGUCAGUCAUUCAGUACGCCGGCACACCACAAGAUCGCGAGAAAUUGCGCCCCCGGGUGCCACACAACAGACUCGUGAUUGCGAGUUAUGACAUUUUACGAAAGGACAUUGAAUUCUUCGAGGCGCAUCAAUGGAAUUACUGUGUGCUCGACGAAGGCCAUAUAAUAAAGAACGGCAAAACGAAAAGCGCCAAGGCUACGAAACGAUUGCACGCGAAUCACAGGCUUAUAUUGUCUGGCACACCUGUACAAAACGACGUGCUCGAGUUGUGGUCUCUAUUCGACUUUUUGAUGCCGGGCUUUCUCGGCAGUGAGAAACAAUUUGCCGCUAAAUAUUCCCGUCCCAUCUUGGCCUGCAGAGAACCGAAGGCAGGACCGAAAGAACAGGAGGCUGGUGCUUUAGCUAUGGAAGCUCUUCAUAGACAGGUAUUGCCGUUCUUAUUGAGACGAAACAAGGAAGACGUGCUGCAAGAUUUACCUCCCAAAAUCACACAGGAUUAUUACUGUGACCUAUCACCUUUGCAACGCAUACUUUACGAAGAUUUCCGCACUCGUCAUUCGGCUUUCACCAACAGCUCCUCCUCUUCGAAUGACUCUCAAAGCAGCCACGUGUUCGAGGCGCUGCGUUAUUUGCGUAACGUGUGCAAUCAUCCCAAAUUGGUGCUGAGUCAAGGCCAUCCACUGUAUCGAACAGUAUGUGACAUGUUGAAACAGCAACAAAGCACUCUGGCGGAAAUUGAGCACGGCGCCAAGUUACUUGCAUUGAAGCAACUGCUGUUGGAUUGCGGUAUCGGACAACAGCAACAGCAGCAAACUCGCAAUUCCUCCGCUGUGAAUCUUGCCACGGAAAGCAGCCACUCCCAGGAACAGCAAUUAGUUAGCCAACAUCGGGCUCUAAUUUUCUGUCAAUUGAAAGCAAUGUUGGAUAUCGUGGAGGAGGAUUUACUUCGCACGCAUCUGCCAACAGUAACAUAUCUCCGUUUGGACGGCAGUGUUCCGGCGGCGCAGAGACACUCUGUCGUAGCGCGUUUCAAUGCCGAUCCAUCGAUAGACGUUCUUCUAUUGACCACUCAGGUUGGAGGUCUUGGAUUAAAUUUAACGGGAGCGGAUACAGUCAUAUUCGUGGAGCACGAUUGGAAUCCUAUGAAGGAUCUCCAAGCGAUGGACCGCGCGCACCGUAUAGGCCAGAAAAAAGUAGUCAACGUAUACCGCUUGAUUACUAGAUCGACAGUGGAGGAGAAAAUUAUGGGGCUACAAAAAUUCAAACUUCUCACUGCGAAUACGAUAAUAUCGACGGAGAAUGCUUCUUUGGAGACCAUGGCUACUGAUCAAUUGUUAGAUCUAUUCUCGUUGGAUAACGGAAGGGAGAAGAGGACGGAUCACCAAGAGGACAAUGUUUCGUCGAAACUUCCUGGCCUACCGGGAAUUAGCCGUUCUGUGCUAGAUAUCCUACCCGAACUCUGGGAACAACAGCAAUACGAUGAUGAAUACGAUCUCGACUCAUUUUUGUCUACUCUCAAGGCUGAUAGCCAGUAAGCUUACCAGUACCUCGACAAAUCAUUCAAAGUAGAUUUAAAGUUUGGCAAGUAAUUUCACGUAACUCCGAAGUUGAUAUAUGAUAUCAAAGGAAAAUAUUGUAGAAAUCGCAUCCGGUUGUUAACUCUUGGUUACGUAUAGUUCGGUAGUUGUAACAUAUCCCAAUGGCCAAAAGCGAUCUUACAUAAUUUACACACUAAUAAAAACUACGCCUGAUUAAGAGUUAACAGGCUCAUGUAACCCUGUUACAAUGGAACGAGCCGUUAAGUUUCAAUUAAUAAGAAAAAUGACAUUAUCAGCGUA